Brienomyrus brachyistius is the source of this 772-nucleotide messenger RNA. RefSeq lists its product as uncharacterized. The transcript has 2 exons. Lineage: Eukaryota; Metazoa; Chordata; Actinopteri; Osteoglossiformes; Mormyridae. The coding region runs from base 96 to 350 and encodes 84 amino acids. The record is from RefSeq and is a predicted model, not a curated record.
AGCAGCACUGCGCAUGCGCCGGAAUAUUUCGCGGGAAAUAAGAAACUUAAUGUUGACGUUUUGAAAAAGAAAAACAUUCCUGUUUACUUGUAGCGAUGUCUGACACCUCGUCCGUUGCUUCGGAGAACACAGUUAACCUCACGGACACGGAGUUGUUGGAGGAAAUUGAGGUGCAGAUAGAUGAUGCUGCGGUGUCGUUGACUCACAUGCUACACGCGACCUCCGUGAUGGCCGUCCAAGUGAAGGAGCUGGCGGACAGAACUUCAGCUAACGUGCAGUUUCUCAAGGCGUGGAGAGAUUUGCUGAAGGGAGGACAUCAUGCCGACAAGCCGGCCGCCCCGGACAGCUGAUGGAUGCCGCAGCGAGUUAUUCGAUCGUACACAUGCAGGCAGUUCUCCCACAUGUAUACAGUUAAUUAAGUACGUUUUGAAAUAUUCCCGUAAUCGUUGCGAAAUAAUGUGUUUGCUUGUGCUUUUCAUGAGACACAGUUGUAACUUAUCAGUAUGGUAUAGUGGAGUUUUUACAAAUCCAGAAAACGUUUUUUUCCCGAGACUUAUACAUGUUAAACGUUGUAUAUGAGAGACUCACAAAAGACUAAAUUAAAAUAUAAUCUCAUAUAGUAACUGAUUUUAUAUGAUAUUUUCUAUCCAUACACUUGCGUAUUUGUAUUUCAUGAUUCAAAUAUGUAAAAGUAUCAGUUUCUCUUCCAUGUAGUUAUUUUAAAAAGUUCAUGCAUUUUUUUUGCAUUCUAGGGAAAAUAAUGUACAAUUUG